AUGAGCUCCAUCGGAGGUCUGGUACACUCCAUCAACGACUGUAUCAACCGCCGAAAUAGUGCACGCCUGAGGCUGCUGCUCCAGGUGAACAACAGCACCACCCAGGAGGCCGUCUUUGCUGCCAGGAAUGCCAAUCCACGCUGGGACCCCGUCGCGGCAGCCAACCGACUCCCCGAAGGCUGGGCCGAGUUCCUGGCGCUCUUCUGGGCUUGCAUUGUGGCUCUCCAGGAGGGGAAGCGGGGAGAGGCGUAUGAUAAGCUGGUGGCUGCCCUGCAGCCCUUCAUCAAGGCGAGGAGUGUUGAGGGGCGGGAUGUGUUCGUGUUUCGCGAGGAUUCAGAGGACUGGGUGGUGCCCCUUAUGCACAGCAUGGUGCACAACCUGAGAAGCGUUGCCCAGGCCGCCGACCAGGAGCUGGAAGCCGCGGGGAAGCCAGCCACGCGACUGGGGGACUGCGGCGACCAACUACGCAAGUGCUUCGCCGUGGCCCUGCAGGCCCCCGGGAACCAGGGCAAGCGGCUGGCGGCGCUGGAUGUGGUCAAUGUCUCGAUCAAGACCUACUUCAAGCUGAACACGCUGCGACUGUGCAAGAACCUGACACGCACGGUCGUGUCGCGUCAGUUUGCGCCCUUUGAGCUCUUCCCCGUGUCUCAGAGGGUGACCUAUAAGUUUUACGUCGGGCGCCUGGCUGUUUUUGACGAGAACUUUCAAGAGGCACGGGAAAGCCUGGAGUAUGCACUGCAGCACUGCCACCGAGGCGCGGUCAGAAACAAGGCCAAGAUCCUGAAGUAUCUCGUGCCGGUGCAGCUGCUGCUGGGCAGGUUCCCUUCCGCAGCCCUGGUCCAGCAGUACCAGUUGCAGCAGUACCAGCCGCUCAUGCAGGCCAUGCGGACAGGGGACAUGCGCCUGUUUGACACGACCAUGGAUGUGCAACAGUUCACCUUCAUCCAGGAGGGCACAUAUCUGCUGCUGGAAAAGUUGCGCCUGGCCGUCCUGCGACGUCUGCUCAAGCAGGUGCAUGCUGUGCAUGCUGUAGCGGAGCCGGGAAAGGCAACCCAGAUCCCCUUGGACUGGGUCCUGGCGGCCCUGAGGUGUCAGACAGCUGCCGCACCGCAGCAGGAGGAGGAGAUGACCAUGGACGAGGUGGAGUGUGUGUGCGCCAACCUCAUAUACCGCAAGUAUGUGCGGGGUUACAUCAGCCACAAAAACAAGGUGAUGGUGGUGGCCAAAUCCGAGCCGUUUCCACCCCUCGCCUCAAUCAGCUUUGCUGAUGGGUGA
Molecule: messenger RNA, 1275 nt
Organism: Auxenochlorella protothecoides
Lineage: Eukaryota; Viridiplantae; Chlorophyta; Trebouxiophyceae; Chlorellales; Chlorellaceae
Product: PCI domain-containing protein 2
Exons: 11
Coding region: 1-1275 (424 amino acids)
Biological process (GO): poly(A)+ mRNA export from nucleus; transcription elongation by RNA polymerase II; post-transcriptional tethering of RNA polymerase II gene DNA at nuclear periphery
Cellular component (GO): transcription export complex 2
Molecular function (GO): RNA binding; double-stranded DNA binding
Source: RefSeq, a predicted model, not a curated record